Molecule: messenger RNA, 2364 nt
Organism: Symphalangus syndactylus (siamang)
Lineage: Eukaryota; Metazoa; Chordata; Mammalia; Primates; Hylobatidae
Gene: EFCAB7
Product: EF-hand calcium binding domain 7
Biological process (GO): positive regulation of protein localization to ciliary membrane
Cellular component (GO): ciliary membrane; plasma membrane protein complex
Molecular function (GO): calcium ion binding
Source: RefSeq, a predicted model, not a curated record
AGCCUCCCCGCGACGAAGGAUCCGGGUGUGCGCGAGCAAAGGAGCGGGCGGGGAGUCUAGGCCCGGGACAGCACCUAGUUCCUGCUGGGUGUAACAGAGCCCCUUCUCUCACUACUCUGGCCAUACCAUCCCCGCGAUAGAGGAGCAACACAGCUGUCUCUGUGCGCUCUGGAUCAGCGCUUCCUAGAUUUCUAGCCGGAUCGUUUGGGGAAGGGCUCAGCAUCUUAUUUCCGGUGGCGGUGGGGUGCAGUUGCCAUGGUGAUUAGAGAACGGCCCAGAUCUGUCCAGCUGCGAAUGGCGAUCAGUCCACGAAGCGAUGCAACUUUCUCCAGUCAGAAAUCAACACCUUCAGAGAGUCCUCAAACAAAGAAAUUUCCACUAACUGAAGAGGAAAUAUUUUAUAUGAAUUGUAGAGCUGCCUACUUAACUGUCUUCAAAAGCAGCUUGGAAAACAUUAUUUCUAAAGAUCAACUUUACUUAGCUCUUCAGCAUGCAGGAAGAAAUCCAUCCCAAAAGACCAUUAAUAAGUAUUGGACUCCUCAAACUGCCAAACUGAAUUUUGAUGAUUUUUGUAUAAUUUUAAGGAAGGAAAAACCUACUUCAAAAGCAGAACUACUAAAAUCAUUUAAGCAAUUAGAUGUAAAUGAUGAUGGCUGUAUUUUACACACUGACCUUUAUAAAUUUCUAACAAAGAGAGGUGAGAAGAUGACUCGAGAAGAAGUAAAUGCCAUAAUAAAUUUGGCUGAUGUAAAUGCUGAUGGCAAAUUUGACUACAUCAAGUUUUGUAAAUUACAUAUGACAACCAAUGAGCAGUGUCUCAAGACUACACUAGAAAAACUAGAGGUUGACAGUAAAUUGAUGCGUCACCAGUUUGGAAACCACAUCGAAGGGUCCGCUGAAAGGGACCCAUCACAAGUACCAAAACCAUCACCUAAAAUCAUAAGAAAAACUGAUCAGGAAACAUUCUCAAAUAAAGGUGACACCAGGAGUUCUUUACUGUCAGCAACCAGGAAGUUCAAAACAUCUGUUUCUUUCACAAUUACCAUGGGGGCUAAUGGUAACCGAAACUCAAAGUUAACGGAGCCAAAUUUAAUAAAGGACUGGCAACACGUGCAAUCAAAAGGUUGCUUCUUCUUAGAAGAAGAUGGUGAAAUCAUUAGUCAUCAGUACAGGAUGCAAACAGCUCAGAGGUCCAUGGUUUAUCUAACAAUUAAGCCGUUAAACCUGAAUCAAGUUGAAGGAAAACCAUCCCCUUGGUUAUCCGUUGAUACUGCCUUGUAUAUUCUCAAGGAAAAUGAGAGUCAAGCAAAUCUACAGCUUGUGUGUUUUACCGAACUACGAAAUAGAGAAGUGUUUGGAUGGACUGGUGAACUAGGACCUGGAAUUUACUGGUUAAUUCCUUCCACAACUGGCUGUAGGCUGAGGAAAAAAAUAAAACCGGUAACAGAUGAAGCCCAACUUGUAUAUAGAGAUGAAACAGGGGAAUUAUUCCUUACAAAGGAAUUUAAGUCUACUUUAUCAGAUAUAUUUGAAGUAAUUGAUUUAGAUGGAAAUGGUCUUCUUAGCCUUGAAGAAUAUAAUUUUUUUGAAUUGAGAACAAGUGGUGAGAAAUGUGAUGAAGAUGCUUGGGCUGUCUGCAGAGAGAAUUUUGAUACAAAGAGGAAUGAACUAACAAGACAAGGAUUUAUGGAUUUGAAUCUAAUGGAAGCUAAUGAUCGAGAAGGAGAUCCUUGUGACCUUUGGGUAACUCUACACUCUAUGGGCUACAAUAAAGCUCUGGAGUUGACAGAGGCAUGUCCAUUUGUCAUUGAUAUCUAUGCAGAAAAAUGCAAGCCAAAAAUUAAAGCUGUCCAUAUGGAGGCAUGUAGUGGACAACUUGAGAAGGCCAUUUGUAAAUCUGUUCUUAGCAAUGGUGAUGCCAAAGUGAUGGACGGCUAUGAAAAUAUAAUCGUGCAUACUUAUAGUUGUGACACCUGGAUAACGUCAGUUAUUGAAAACAAGUCAGAUGAGAAAGUGAUUAUUCACAUCAACAAUGAGCUAAGUAAAAACUGCGUAAACAACAGAGGACUCAACAUAUUUGCAGUAGAAGUGGGACCCAAAUCUACAAUGGUUUGUCAACAUGUAAUGCCUCUGAAUGAACGACAGGAAUGGAUAUAUUAUUGUAUAUAUUCUCUUAUUUCUUAAAUAAUUAUACUUAGAACUUACCAAACUAAGAAUUAUUUCAGAUUUAGUCUUAUUUAUUAAACAACUAAAUGCUACUUGAUUUAACUGAUGUACCUAAAUAAUAAUCUAUUCAAUUUAUAUGCAGUUUCAUUUUAUGUCCAUGUUAUAUGCUUUAUUAUUAAAAUAUAAAUAAUGCUUUCA